Messenger RNA from Centruroides sculpturatus (bark scorpion), 3139 nucleotides. RefSeq names its product catenin delta-2-like. Bases 24 to 1799 code for a protein of 591 amino acids. The record is from RefSeq and is a predicted model, not a curated record. Gene Ontology annotation, cellular component: nucleus; adherens junction; plasma membrane. Gene Ontology annotation, biological process: cell-cell junction assembly; cell-cell adhesion. Gene Ontology annotation, molecular function: cadherin binding. Lineage: Eukaryota; Metazoa; Arthropoda; Arachnida; Scorpiones; Buthidae. The transcript is spliced from 11 exons.
UUGUACAUAUUUUUGUUUUAGAAAUGAUGUGGAGAUAUCCGGAUCUUCACGAAGUUAUAGAAUUUUUAAAUCAUCCAAAUAACGUUAUAAGAGCAAAUGCUGCUGCUUAUUUACAACAUUUAUGUUACAUGAAUGAUUCUACAAAACAAAAAACAAGAGCUUUAGGAGGAAUUCCUCCACUGAUCGAUUUACUAAAUCAGGACAUUCCGGAAAUUCAGAAAAAUGCCUGCGGCGCGCUGAGAAAUCUUUCGUUUGGACGGCAAAACGACGAAAAUAAGAGAGCAAUCUGUAAUUCUGGUGGAAUUCCUGCCUUAAUCCAUUUAUUAAGAAAAACACCCGACAGUGAAAUUCGCGAUUUAGUGACUGGUGUCUUGUGGAAUUUAUCUUCUUCUGAAGAUUUAAAAAGGAUAAUUAUAGAUGAUUGUUUGCACGUACUUGUAAAUCACAUUAUUAUUCCACACUCGGGAUGGGAUAAGAACGAAGAUCAAAAUCGCAUGAAGUCUCACGAAAUACACUGGUCUACUGUUUUCCGAAAUGCCAGUGGUGUAAUAAGAAAUGUGAGUUCAGCAGGCGAGUAUGCUAGGCAGAGACUUAGAGCAUGUGAGGGGUUAGUUGAUGCACUCCUCCAUUUAGUUGGUUCGGCUAUUGGAAAAAAUGAUAUAGAUAAUAAGUGUGUUGAGAACUGUGUUUGCAUAUUAAGAAAUUUAUCGUAUCGUUGUCAAGAAGUGGAGGAUCCAGAAUAUGAAAAGCAUCAUUUGACAUCCUUGCAUUCUAGUCUUCCCAUCAAAUCUGUCGGAGAUAAUUUAGGAUGUUUUGGUGCUAACAAGAAGAAAAAAGAAAUCGCGAACGUAGAUAAGAGGAAAACUAAUUCCAGAAAUGCAACAAAUUUAUCGCCUACUUCCGAGCCGGUCAGAGGAAUGGAACGUCUCUGGCAACCGGAAGUAGUUCAGAUCUAUUUGGCGCUUUUAUCAGACUGCUCCAAUCAAGCCACGUUAGAGGCGGCAGCAGGAUCGAUUCAAAACUUGGCAGCGUGUUAUUGGCAGCCUAGUAUCGACAUCAGAGCAACGGUUAGAAAAGAGAAAGGUCUUCCAAUCCUUAUAGAGUUAUUAAAAAUGGAUGAAGACAGAGUCGUCUGUGCCGUUGCUACAGCUCUGCGAAAUCUUGCAAUGGAUCAAAGAAACAAGGAAUUAAUAGGCAAGCAUGCAAUGAGAGAUCUCAUUCAAAAAUUACCAAGCAGUGCAUCUCAGCAAAUUGCAUCGGACGAUACAAUUGCAGCAAUCUUAGCAACAUUAAACGAAGUAAUUGUCAGAAAUAGUGACUUCGCUUACACUUUACUGGAAGCGGGAGGAGUCGAAAGAUUAAUGUAUAUAAUGAAUCAAAAAGGCAGAUUUUCCUCGAGGAUUAUUAAGUUUACAUCUGAGUCGUUGUAUAAUUUGUGGCAACAUCAAGAACUUCGAGAAGCUUACAGAAAAGUAGGAUGGAGAGAAUGUCAUUUCAUUAACAAAACAUCACUUUCCAGAAAUGCAUCGUCUCCCAUGAACAGUUUCAAUAGUUCGCUCAGUUGCCCCGUUAGCUCCCAAAGCGGAACAAAAUACGAAGACAAAACACUUCCCAGAGGACAGGAAUUAAAUUCUAUAUCACCCGGUUCAGUUCAACAUAACUGGCUUCGAUCGCCUACCGAACCAGUCUACGCCCAGGUUAACAGAGACAAGAAGAAGAGUAGGCAACCCGACAUGACUUCCCACUCCAUGCUGCUCGAUCACCCGGGUUCGGCAGCCGCGGGAGACUCGUGGGUUUAGGCGGAGCGAGCGCAGAGGCGACACCAUCUGUCGAACGAGCGAUGGCGACGAAAGAUUCGAGGAACCCACCAUUAGUGCCUCCUUGUUGGGACAGUUCGUUCUUAAUGCCUAUUGACGUUUUUAUACAGUGCCAAUAUUUGUUAUAAAUUUCUACCAAAUAAAUUAAUAGUUAGUUUGGUAUGGUCACACACGAACUUAGCAAGUAGAAUUUGUGUCAGUAUUUUAGUUAAUAAGCGUGGUCUCGUCGUCCGGACGACGAGAUCCCCGGAACUCUAUCCGUCGAAUUGACGACGACUUAGACAAUAAGAUUAGUACUUAAGUUAGAUUUAGAUUUAAUUUGAAUAUUCCAAUCUCUAUUCUGCCAAUUCAAAGGCUCACAAUUAUUUAUUCUCGUGAUUUCGUGUUUAAUGAUUUAUAAUAGAUUUUAUUUGUUCUCGUCUUAAACAAAAAUACUUGAAUGUUUUGAAAUAUAAAGAAUUUCUUAAUCUAAAAGUAAUAGUCAUCCUCGAGGAUCCAAAACACAUUGCAUGUUAUUUUCAUUCAGUAUUGAUUGAUAUACUUAUUCUUUUUACUUAACCUUUUGGAGUUUCUCAGAUUGAUUUGGUUUGUGUAAAAUGUGCAAUAACAAUUAGCAACGUGCUUUCAAGCAUACAGAAGCCUCACUUCCACGACAUCUUCGAGUAAGGCAGUAUUUCAAAAAGACACGUACCUUUAUGCGAUAUGUCUUUUGAUGCACCGCAUAACACGUACUUUGCCCACGGCCAAUCUUUGGGUCGGUACUUGCAACGUCGUCAAAUUUCAGAAUAUUUUGACGACGACCAAAAACCGUCAAACAUUGUAUUUCAUAAAAUUUUUACAAUUAUUUAUAUAUUUAGUUCUUUAAAAUAACUGUGAUAAUUUUUUUACAUGAUGAUACAAAUGCAAUUCAAUCAAUUUUGACACCAUUUUACAAUUUAUACACCUUACAUUCCCUUGUUUUUUAAAAUACGGCAAAAACCCGUCGGAUUAGGUGGCCGCUUUUUGUACAGUUUUUUACAUUUUAGCAUUUACUAUAAAGGGGGAAAAAUUUUGGGGAUUUUUGCAGCUAGGGUUUUCAAUUCUAUCAAACUGUUGUGUGUAAAAUAAACAAUUCUUACCAUGCAACUACGGAAUUAUUCUUGUCCAUUGCACAAGUGUAUAUGUUCCUAUCAUCGAUGUAAGUUAUUUGAUGUAUAUUCGUUUUUUAAAGUUUUUUUUACAUAUAUAUAUAUAUAUUUUGUAUCAAUUUUGUCUUGUAAGAAUGGAAUUUUAUUGUGAAAAAUGGUGUAAAAAAAUUAGAUAAAAAUAAAAAUCUAUUAUAA